GUGAGGGACGCGGCCGGCCCCAGCUGCUUCCUGAAGGUGAGCCGGCUGGAGGCGCAGCUUCUCCUGGAGCGCUAUCCCGACUGCGGAAACCUGCUGCUGCGACCCAGCGGGGACGGCGGGGACGAUGUGUCGGUCACCACGCGCCAGACGUUCAAUGGGACGUCGGUGGUCCGGCAUUACAAGGUGAAGCAUGAGGGCCCCAAGUAUGUGAUCGACGUGGAGGAGCCGUUCUCCUGUGCCUCACUGGACGCAGUGGUCGACUAUUUCGUGUCACACACCAAUAAGGCGCUGGUGCCCUUCCUGCUGGACGAGGACUAUGAGAAGGUGCUAGGCCACGUGGAGGCGGAUAAAGAGAACGGCGAGAGUGUGUGGGUGGCGCGCUCGACCCCCACAGCCCCGGGCCCAGGUGAUGCCCCUGCCCUGCGCCCGCCGCUGGGCCAGAGUGGGCCCGCACCUGCCUCGGGCAGCCCCAAGCAACUGCCUCCUGUGCCCAUCACACCUGUGGCAAGCCAGGACUGGUCAGCCCCGCUCCUGAACCAGGAGGAGAACUACGUGAUCCCCAUUGGAGACGACCCAGCUGCCAACUACAUGAACGAGGAUGUGCCUUCCCGCAGUCGACCGGUCCUGAACCCCAGGAAGUUGGCAAAGGUUCAGGCAAAGCCUCUAAAGCCACCCGUUGCCCCCAAGCCAGAGCCCAAAGGCCUCCAUGGCGGCCUGGCCAAGAAGCUGGCAGUCGGCUCAAUGCAGACUCUCUUCCCCUCAACAGGGUUGGCAGAUUUGACGGCGGAGCUG
Molecule: messenger RNA, 792 nt
Organism: Ailuropoda melanoleuca (giant panda)
Lineage: Eukaryota; Metazoa; Chordata; Mammalia; Carnivora; Ursidae
Gene: STAP2
Product: signal transducing adaptor family member 2
Exons: 8
Molecular function (GO): signaling adaptor activity
Source: RefSeq, a predicted model, not a curated record